AUGGAUUCUUCAAUUACUAAUAUAAUGGUUGAUAGUGAGGAAAAUGAUGUUUUGUGUAUAAAAUAUGGGGAACUUCUUACUUGGAUCCCAAAAACUAAAGAAGAUGUUAGAUUGAAAAACCAAUCCCAGAUCUUUUAGAAAUAAUUAAGUUUUGUUGGUUCUUUUGCUACUACAAAGGAAUUGACUAAAACUUUAUUGCAUACAAGCACAUUGAUUAGUAAAGAAGCAUAUGUCAGAUCACUGAACUCAAUGGAAGCAUUCUAUGAAAAAUAAAAAAAUGAGUCAGCAAAUAUUCAAAUUAAGAGUCUUUCAUCAAUAAAACACUAAUUUGAAGAUUUAUCAGACUAUACUUUCAAAUUAUAGGAUGGUAUCAAAAAAGUGAGAUUUAGAUUAAAUUCAGAUUAUCAAGCAUGA
Paramecium pentaurelia is the source of this 414-nucleotide messenger RNA. The record is from the annotation of a GenBank genome assembly. Lineage: Eukaryota; Ciliophora; Oligohymenophorea; Peniculida; Parameciidae.